AUGCGUCAUUUCGAUACCUGGGUCCUCCGCGACCCCUACUCCAUCUGGCACUAUUAUCCAACUGGUCAUCGCUGGCGCGACACCGUCCGCGACCUAAUUCACUCCCGCGCCAUCUGCUCCCCAGAAAAUCCAAGCAGUUCCACCCCCAUCAACCCAUCAAUGCACACCCAAUCUCAAUCCCCACUCUUGCAACUGCCCGCCGAGCUCCGCCAAAUGAUCUGGUCCUACGUUCUCACCAACGACUCCACCCCCACCACUUUAAAUCCCCAAACCCUCCACUUAGUCCAACUAAAAGGCAAAAUCCGCCAUGUUCGAUGCCCAUCUCAACCCAACCCCAGUAAUGAUUCCAACCCGCCAAAUCCAGCCCUAACACAAAACCGCCAUUGUUGCCCCACCACCCCGGCCCGCUGGCGUAUCUACGAUGGCCGCGUCCCAGGCCACAGCGACAGAUUGCUCUACCCACACACGCACGAGCAUCUCCCUUCUUCACUGAGUGAUAGCAAUGUCAAUCUGCUGCGAGUGUGUCGGCGCAUUCACACCGAAGCAGAACACAUCCUCUACCAGGCAUCGCGAUUCGAUGUAGAUGAUUUAUACACAUUUAUCGCAUUCAGCGAGUCUCUCUCGCCCAAUGCGCGGGGCUCCAUUCGGAGAUUGACGGUGCAGUGGAUGCCUAUUUGGAUUCCGAUGGAGGGACUCGAUCAUAAGGGAUCGGUUUACGGGCACACGCACAGUGAUGAGCUGUGGGUGAGGUUCUGGGAGAGUGUUUCGAAGUUGGGUGGGUUGAUGGAGUUGGGGUUGAGUUUGGAUCUGGGGCGAUUUACGAGUAUGGGGAGUGGGGUUUCUGGACAGAGAAUUCCGUUUGGGAUGGGAGAGGGUUGGGUUGGGCCUUUGCUUCGGGUUCGAGGGUUGACGGACUUUGAUCUGGCGGUUACGGCGAGAUGUGAUCUUGGGGCCAGGGGGGUGGUAGAAAGUGAAUUGGUGAAGGAGGUCGGGGAGUUGAGGGAUGGAUUGCGGGAGCUUUUGUGUAGACCGAGAGAGGUUUUGGAUGAGCGUGUGGGGAAGAGGCAGAAGAGAGCUAGAUUGGCUAUUACUGCCUGA
Penicillium salamii is the source of this 1098-nucleotide messenger RNA. The record is from the annotation of a GenBank genome assembly. Lineage: Eukaryota; Fungi; Ascomycota; Eurotiomycetes; Eurotiales; Aspergillaceae.